GUCCCUCCGGGAGCUUUUAGGGAACAGCUUCUCUAAAGAAGGGCACGGAGCGUAAGGAGGAUUCCCUUCGUUCCUUUUGAAUACGUCUGUCAUUUGUAGUUUCGGCGGAAAGGUUACUACAUGAAUUUGUUGAUGAGGAAGCUGAGACGCAAAGGCUAAGUGUCUGGUUAAGACCUGGCUGCACAGUCCAUGUCCUUAACUGCCGUGAAGAAGUGUGACUUUAUUAUCCAGAGGGGCAGGCAAGAGUGCAUACUGGGAGAUUCAGCUUGCAAGAAUUCUGAAUCUGACGUGGAGGAGUUUUCAGAUGAAACAAAUACAGAGAACCUUUAUGGCACCUCUCCCCCCAGUACACCUCGACAGAUGAAACGCAUGUCAACCAAACACCAGAGGAAUAGCGUAGGGAGGCCUGCCAGUCGCUCCAGUUUGAAAGAAAAAAUGAAUGCAUCAAAUCAGCCUCCACAUAGAGACACUGGAAAAAUCGAGGAGAAGAGGAUCCGCGCGGCUCUUAGGACAACUGAGCGCGACCGUAAGAAAAACGUGCAGUGCUCAUUCAUGAUGGAAUCAGUGGGUGGGUCUUUGCCCAAAAAACCGAUUCCAGAUGUGGAUCUCAAUAAGCCUUACCUCAGUCUCGGCUGCAGCAACACCAAGCUUCCGGUGUCUGUGCCCAUGCCUAUUGCGAGAACUGCACGCCAGACUUCCAGGACUGACUGUCCUGCAGAUCGCUUGAAGUUUUUCGAAACUUUACGACUUCUGCUAAAGCUUACCUCAGUCUCGAAGAAGAAGGACAGGGAGCAAAGAGGACAGGAAAAUACAUCUGCUUUCUGGUUUAACCGAUCGAAUGAACUGAUCUGGUUAGAGCUGCAAGCCUGGCAUGCGGGACGGACCAUUAACGACCAGGACCUCUUUUUAUAUACAGCCCGUCAAGCUAUACCAGAUAUUAUCAACGAAAUCCUUACUUUCAAAGUGAAUUAUGGGAGCUUUGCCUUAGUUAGAAAUAGAGCUAGUUUUAAUGGUACCCCAGUAGAAGGACAGUGCAAAGCCCCUCAUGGAACAAGGAUUGUGGGUUAUUCAACAUAUCAUGAGCAUCUCCAACGUCAGAGGGUGUCGUUUGAACAGGUAAAGCGGAUAAUGGAGCUGCUGGAAUACAUAGAAGCACUUUAUCCAUCGUUGCAGGCUCUUCAAAAGGACUAUGAAAAAUAUGCUGCAAAAGACUUCCAGGACAGGGUGCAGGCACUCUGCUUGUGGUUAAACAUCACAAAAGACUUAAAUCAGAAGCUAAGGAUUAUGGGCACUGUUUUAGGCAUUAAGAAUUUAUCAGACAUUGGCUGGCCAGUGUUUGAAAUCUCUUCCCCUAGAUCGUCUAAAGGCAAUGAGCCAGAAGAUGAGGAAGAUGACACAGAAGGAGAAUUGAAAGAGCUGGAAAGUAGCUCAGAUGAGAGUGAAGAACAGACCUCUGAUCCAAGGGUGCCAGAAACCAGGCAGCCCACUGACAACACUUUUAGCUUCCAGUCGCAGGACUGCGCCUCUAAGAAGCUUGAAAGGCUUGAAUCAGAGGAUGAUUCUGUUGGCUGGGGAACACCAGACUGCAGCACGGAAGCUGGCUUUAGCAGACACUGUCUGACUUCUAUUUAUAGACCAUUUGUAGACAAAGCACUGAAGCAGAUGGGGUUAAGAAAGUUAAUUUUAAGACUUCACAAGCUGAUGGAUGGUUCCUUGCAAAGGGCACGUAUAGCACUGGUAAAGAGUGACCGUCCAGUGGAGUUUUCUGAAUUUCCAGAUCCCAUGUGGGGCUCCGACUAUGUGCAGUUGUCCCGACCGCCACCCUCUUCAGAGCAGAAUUGUAGCACUGUGUCUUGGGAGGAGCUCAAGUCCAUGGACUUACCCUCAUUCGAACCUGCCUUCCUAGUCCUCUGUCGAGUCCUCCUGAAUGUUAUCCACGAAUGCCUGAAGUUAAGGCUGGAGCAGAGACCUGCUGGAGAACCAUCUCUCCUGAGUAUUAAGCAGCUGGUCCGGGAGUGCAAGGAGGUGCUGAAGGGCGGCCUUCUGAUGAAGCAGUACUACCAGUUCAUGCUGCACGGCGUCCGGGACGGCCUGGAGGAGGCCGACUGCAACAUCGACGCCUUCGAGGAGGAUCUGCAGGAAAUGCUGAUGGUAUAUUUUGAUUACAUGAGAAGCUGGAUCCAAAUGCUGCAGCAGUUACCUCAAGCAUCCCACAGUUUAAAAAAUCUGUUAGAAGAAGAGUGGAACUUCACCAAAGAAAUAACGCAUUACAUCCGGGGAGGAGAGGCCCAGGCUGGGAAGCUUUUCUGUGACAUUGCAGGGAUGCUGCUGAAAUCCACAGGGAGUUUUCUGGAGUUUGGCCUACAGGAGAGCUGCGCCGAGUUCUGGACCAGCGCUGAUGACAGCAGUGCUUCGGAUGAAAUAAGGAGGUCUGUUAUAGAGAUCAGUCGAGCCCUGAAGGAGCUCUUCCAUGAAGCCAGAGAGAGAGCCUCCAAAGCACUUGGCUUUGCUAAGAUGCUGAGAAAGGACCUGGAAAUAGCUGCCGAGUUCGUACUUUCAGCCCCAGUCAGAGACCUUCUGGAAGUACUGAAAUCCAAGCAGUAUGUUAAGGUACAGAUUCCUGGCUUAGAAAACUUGCAGUUGUUUGUUCCAGACGCUCUUGCUGAGGAGAAGGGUAUUAUCCUGGCGUUGCUCAAUGCAGCUGCAGGGAAGGACUGCUCCAAGGACUCAGAUGAUGUAGUGCUGAUUGAUGCCUAUUUGCUUCUGACCAAGCACAGUGACCGUGCUCGGGAUGCAGAUGACAGCUGGGCCAGGUGGGAGGCACCGCCUGUGAAAAUUGUGCCUCAGGUGGAGACUGUGGAGACCCUGAGAAGCAUGCAGGUGGAUAAUCUUUUACUAGUUGUCAUGCAGUCUGCUCACCUCCUAAUUCUGAGGAAAGCUUUCCAGCAGUCCAUCGAGGGGCUCGUGACUCUGCGUCAGGAGCAGACAUCCAGCCAGCCAGUCAUUGCCAAGGCUCUGCAGCAGCUCAAGAAUGAUGCGUUAGAGCUUUGCAACAGAAUAAGUGAUGCCAUUGACCGAGUGGACCACAUGUUCGCUUCAGAAUUUGAUGCUGAAGUCGAUGAGUCCGAGUCUGUCACGCUGCAGCAGUACCACCGCGAGGCAAUGAUCCAGGGCUACAAUUUUGGGUUCGAAUAUCAUAAAGAAGUUGUUCGCCUGAUGUCUGGGGAAUUUAGACAGAAGAUUGGAGACAGAUAUAUAAGCUUUGCCCGGAAGUGGAUGAAUUAUGUCCUGACUAAGUGUGAGAGUGGGAGAGGUACAAGACCCAGGUGGGCAACUCAAGGUUUUGACUUUCUGCAAGCCAUUGAGCCUGCCUUCAUUUCAGCUCUACCAGAAGACGACUUCUUGAGCUUGCAAGCCUUGAUGAACGAAUGCAUUGGCCACGUGAUAGGAAAGCCACACAGUCCUGUUACAGCCAUUCAUCGGAACAGCCCCCGUCCUGUGAAGGUGCCUCGAUGCCACAGUGACCCUCCUAACCCCCAUUUGAUUAUCCCAACUCCAGAGGGAUUCAGCACCCGGAGCGUGCCUUCGGACGGGCGGAGCCAUGGCCCCGCAGGCGGCGACUCUGCGCCACCCAAACCCACCAGCAGUGCCCAUGACGCCAGGGGUUCCAGUGUCCCUGAAAAUGACCGGCUGGCAUCCAUCGCCGCUGAGCUGCAGUUCAGGUCCCUGAGUCGCCAUUCAAGCCCCACCGAGGAGCGUGACGAGCCAGCCUAUCCGAGAGGCGAUGCGAGCGGGUCGGCACGAAGAAGCUGGGAACUGCGGACGCUCAUCAGCCAGACCAAGGAUACCGCUUCUAAACAAGGACCCAUAGAAGCGAUCCAGAAGUCAGUUCGAUUAUUUGAAGAAAAGAGGUAUCGAGAAAUGAGGAGGAAGAAUAUCAUCGGCCAAGUGUGCGACACCCCCAAAUCUUACGAUAAUGUCAUGCAUGUUGGCCUGAGGAAGGUGACCUUCAAGUGGCAAAGAGGAAACAAAAUUGGAGAAGGGCAGUACGGGAAGGUCUACACCUGCAUCAGCGUGGACACGGGCGAGCUGAUGGCCAUGAAGGAGAUUCGAUUUCAGCCUAAUGACCACAAAACGAUCAAGGAGACGGCAGAUGAGCUGAAGAUAUUUGAAGGCAUCAAGCACCCCAACCUGGUGCGGUACUUCGGUGUGGAGCUGCACAGGGAGGAGAUGUACAUCUUCAUGGAGUACUGUGACGAGGGCACACUGGAGGAGGUGUCACGGCUCGGGCUCCAGGAGCAUGUCAUCAGGCUGUAUUCUAAGCAGAUCACCAUUGCAAUCAACGUCCUCCACGAGCAUGGCAUCGUUCACCGGGACAUUAAAGGUGCCAACAUCUUCCUUACCUCGUCGGGACUAAUCAAAUUGGGAGAUUUUGGAUGCUCAGUGAAGCUUAAAAACAAUGCCCAGACCAUGCCUGGGGAGGUGAACAGCACGCUGGGGACAGCAGCCUACAUGGCUCCGGAGGUCAUCACUCGCGCAAAAGGAGAAGGUCACGGGCGUGCUGCUGACAUCUGGAGUCUGGGCUGUGUUGUCAUAGAGAUGGUGACUGGCAAGAGGCCUUGGCAUGAGUACGAGCACAACUUCCAGAUCAUGUACAGAGUGGGGAUGGGCCAUAAGCCUCCAGUCCCGGAGCGGCUGAGCCUGGAGGGAAAGGACUUCCUGUCCCACUGCCUUGAAAGUGAGCCCAGGAUGCGGUGGACAGCCAGCCAGCUCCUCGACCACUCCUUUGUCAAGGUUUGCACGGAUGAGGAAUGAAGCACAGCCGCCUGGCUUGGAGCGUGUGCGCUCGGGAGACUCGUCACUACUGUAUGUAAUAUUUACAUGGAGACUGCUGAGGCGCAGCGGGAGCCUCUUCAGCUCCCCCGGCUGAAGCUGCACCGUGACGGGCGUCGCCUCGCCCGCUGCCCCUGCUGGCGUGACCUGCACGGGGCUCCCGAGGAGUGUCCAUGAGGUAAAGAAGCUACAUGCUAAGUGCCAUUUCUACUGUACACGGAUGUUGCCUCGUCACCCCAUUCCUCGCGUGACAGACCGCGACUCCAGUGUAGUGUUUUGACCGUUCUUGGUUCAGAAGCAGCUGUAGUGUUUCCAGGCGUCCGGGCCUUGCUGUGACUCCUGUCUGUCGAGGGCACUGACUGUGAAACUGUACCUGUUGUUGCUGGCAAGCUGCAGGCUUGUCCUGCAAAAGGCUGAUAAUGAAAUUUAAGAAAAAGGUUCUUUUUUCAAUAAAUGGUUUAUUUUAGGAAA
Molecule: messenger RNA, 5304 nt
Organism: Miniopterus natalensis
Lineage: Eukaryota; Metazoa; Chordata; Mammalia; Chiroptera; Miniopteridae
Source: RefSeq, a predicted model, not a curated record